UUCUUGUUCCACUCUCAGUUUCUCGGAUCCUCCUUCCCGGGGUGACUCCGCCUUCCCUCGCAACUCGCUAACCAUGGCGAGUCCCGCCACACCCACCUCGCCGCCGAGCAAGCGUUUGAAGAAAGCCCUCGACGACGACGACGAGGAGCGGCGCCCGAUGGGGGAGGGAAACGGCGGCGGUGACGGCGACGUGCGCUGCGGAAUCUGCCUGACGGAGGGGGGAAGAGCCGUCCGAGGCCGAAUCGACAGCUGCGACCACUACUUCUGCUUCGUGUGCGUCAUGGAGUGGGCCAAGGUGGAGUCCAAGUGCCCCAUGUGCAAGCGCAGGUUCUCCACCAUCCUCAGGCCUCCGAAAGACGGCGUCUUUGCCGGCGAAAGGAUCGUGUGCGUCCCGCCUCGUGACCAGGUAUAUGAUCCCCAUGGAAUUGGAUCUUUUAAUCCUUAUAUGGAAACUCGGUGUGGUGUCUGUCGAGGCACACAAGAUGAAUGGUGUCUGCUGCUUUGCGAUCUCUGCGAUUCGGCUGUUCAUACUUAUUGUGUGGGCUUGGGUGUCACUGUACCCCAAGGGGAUUGGUUUUGCCAUGACUGCGCUGUUAUGAGGGAUGAACAUGCGAGAACUGAUGAAGGAGAGAGCUGCAUUGGACAUGUUUCGAUGCCAUCAAUUGAGCCGCGAGUUUCGAUAUUCGAUAUCGUAAGAGACGGCAUUGCCUCUAACAUCGGGCGCCCCACUACAACAAUGUCGUCACCUUUAGACUCGAAGUGCUGCCGUACCUGAAAGUGGAGAUGGAAUUGAUGGGGAAAUGUCCCAAGAAGGCGAAAGAAGGGAUCCCGGUGUUGCAGAAAGAGCAGCGGAAUAUUCAGGUGCAAGAACUCUACAACGAUGUCGUGAUGUGCAUAUUCGUAUAAAGGCACUUCGUGAGAACUGGGAUGCACUGCGACAUGGUUCAUUGAGCUUUCAUUCAGGUAAUGUGGAGUCUGUGCACGGUCAGAGUAAAGAGCAAGACCAUAAUAAUUCUGGGCACGACAGAUUAGCUCAGCCAUCCUCGAGUCAUCAACCAUCGGAAGAUGAAGAUUCUGUGUUAGGUUUUGCUCCCAACAACAAAGAUAAGUAUGGUAUCACCAAAGCAUGGAAAAUGAUGGAUAGAGCCAAGUCCAGACGACAAGCUCGUGAUUUAACAGGUAGUGUUCGCCAUGUAGCAAACAAAUUGGUCGGGAAAGGAAAUGCUCCAAAAGUAGCCAGUCUUAAUAUUGGUCACUUAGAAUUGAGGAAUCAAGUAAAUAAAAGUAGCCAUACUGAAUGUGCAGCAGCUUUGCAGCAUAAGGUCAGUCAUGCUGGUGAUAAAUUGUCUAAGCCUAGAUCUGCAGUAAUUGAUGGGCAGAAACGGAAACGAUGCCCGGGAUUGCCUCCUUCCACAAUGGACCAAGCUAGUUUGCAAAGGCAUGAGUAUCAUACAAAUGGAUCAGUCAGAACAUCAUGCAGCAUUACUUACCAAGAAGACAGUUGUCCUUCUUUGACAUCUUCUGCUGGUUCGGUAUCGGGAUCCUUUAGGCCUAGAUCUCCAGUAAUUAAUAGGCAGAGACAGAAAAGAUGUCCAGGCUUGCCUCCUUCCACAAUGGACCAAGCUGGCUUGCAAAGGCAUGGGUAUGACCCAAAUAAAUCUGUCGGAACGUUACACAGCAUCACUUACCAAGAAGACAUUUGUCCUUCUGUGACAUCUGCAGCUGGUUCUGUGUCUGGAUCCUCCAAUUCUUCUCCUGCCACACUUGCGGCCAGCAUUGCUUCAUCACAGAAUUCCCAGGGGAAAGGAGUGCUGGAAGAGGCUCAUGUAGCUGGCCACUCUAGAAGAGGUGAUGGCGCAAAAAGUGAAAUCCAAUCUCUUGUCAAGUUCAAUUUGAAACUGCUUAGCUGCAAUAAACGGCUCGGAGUUGAUGCAUUCAAAGAAAUCGCCAGAGCGGCGACCCAUACCAUACUGGCCGCAUGUGGCUUAGAGCGGCCUAAGUCUGUCAUUCCCAGGUCGGUGUGUCGUCACACCGACGACAUUCGGAGGCUCCACAAGUCCACUCUCAUGCCUAAUUCCUGCAGAGAGUGUUUCUAUGUCUACGUAAAGACCGUCGUCGACACCCUUCUGCUUGAGAAGCUAAGUGAAGCUAAUUAAAGGUCUUUUUUUUUCCCCAAUUGCCUCUGUUGCUUCUACAUUUAUCAGAGUCACCAUGGAUUUUCAAGGGAGAAUUGGUGGGCUCUUCACUUUCUCCAGAAUAGGGUAGAUGCAUAGAACUUGGAAUCUAUA
Rhodamnia argentea is the source of this 2288-nucleotide messenger RNA. RefSeq lists its product as uncharacterized. The transcript has 3 exons. The record is from RefSeq and is a predicted model, not a curated record. Lineage: Eukaryota; Viridiplantae; Streptophyta; Magnoliopsida; Myrtales; Myrtaceae. Bases 801 to 2156 code for a protein of 451 amino acids.